This is a messenger RNA of Cynocephalus volans (Philippine flying lemur), 3756 nucleotides long. It is a transcript of the gene RABGAP1L, whose product is annotated as RAB GTPase activating protein 1 like. The record is from RefSeq and is a predicted model, not a curated record. The transcript has 27 exons. NCBI's taxonomy places the organism in Eukaryota, Metazoa, Chordata, Mammalia, Dermoptera, Cynocephalidae. Bases 207 to 3446 code for a protein of 1079 amino acids.
UCGCCUCUUCCUGCCGGGUCGUCCCUCUCUCCUCCCCUCUCCGCUCCCUCCGCCCUGCUCCCUCCGCCCUCCCAGGGCUCUGGAGGCAGCGGAGUGAACGGGACGGGCCCGGCCGUAGAGCGCGGGGCGGCGGGUGGGACACGGUCGCCUGGUAGAGUUGUUGUUCCGGCAGCGCCCGCGGAGACGUGAGGAGAUGUUGAUACUACAUGGUGAUUGUAAAUAGAGCUGCAGUGAACAUGGGAGUGCAGUUUUGCCAGGUGGAUGUGGGAAGAGAAGUUUGCAGAACUGAAAUGGAGGUCAGAGCUUCAUUACAGAAGGUUACUGGGUCAUCUGAUUCUGUGGCUACACUGAACAGUGAAGAAUUUGUUUUGGUUCCUCAGCAUGCAGAUGAUAUUUCUACAAAAGAUGAUGAAAAACCUCAACUGAAGAUAGUUUCCAAUGGUGAUGAACAAUUGGAAAAAGCCAUGGAAGAGAUUUUGAGAGAUUCUGAGAAAGGGCAAAGCAGUGUUCUCGUUGAUUGUCACAGUUCGAGUGAGAUUUCAGAUAGUACAUUUGGAGAUGUUUCAGUCAUCCAAACAAAGAAGCCAUCUCUUCAGUUAAUUUUGGAUCCAUCUAAUACAGAAAUAUCUACUCCCAGACCUUCUUCUCCAAGUGGAUUACCUGAAGAAGAUAGUGUUUUAUUUAACAAACUGACUUACUUAGGAAGUAUGAAGGUUUCUUGCCCACGUAAUGAAGUGGAGGCUUUACGGGCGAUGGCAACCAUGAAAUCUUCCAGUCAGUACCCUGUUCCUGUUACUUUGUAUGUGCCAAAUAUUCCAGAAGGUUCUGUGAGAAUCAUAGACCAAUCCAGCAAUGUGGAGAGAGCAUCUUUUCCAAUCUAUAAGGUAUUAUUCUGUGCACGUGGACAUGAUGGGACAACAGAGAGCAAUUGCUUUGCGUUUACAGAGAGUUCCCAUGGUUCGGAAGAAUUUCAAAUACAUGUUUUCUCCUGUGAAAUUCAAGAGGCAGUAAGCAGAAUUUUAUAUAGUUUCUGUACAGCAUUCAAACGUUCUUCCAGACAAGUGUCUGAUGUUAGAGACUCGAUUAUUCCUACCCCUGACAGUGAUGUGUUUACCUUCAGUGUCUCCUUGGAGGUAAAAGAAGAUGAUGGAAAAGGAAACUUUAGUCCUGUGCCUAAGGACAGAGAUAAGUUUUAUUUCAAGUUGAAGCAAGGAAUAGAGAAGAAGGUUGUGGUUACAGUGCAGCAACUUUCUAACAAAGAAUUGGCUAUUGAAAGAUGUUUUGGAAUGUUAUUAAGCCCAGGUCGAAACGUGAAGAACAGUGACAUGCAUUUACUGGAUAUGGAAUCCAUGGGAAAAAGCCAUGAUGGAAGAGCUUAUGUUAUCACUGGCAUGUGGAACCCCAAUGCACCAAUAUUUUUGGCACUUAAUGAAGAAACCCCAAAAGAUAAACGAGUGUACAUGACUGUGGCAGUGGAUAUGGUAGUCACAGAGGUGGUGGAGCCUGUCCGCUUUCUCCUGGAGACAAUAGUUCGUGUGUACCCUGCAAAUGAGCGAUUUUGGUAUUUCAGCAGAAAGACUUUCACAGAGACUUUCUUCAUGAAGUUGAAACAGUCUGAGGGAAAAGGCCAUACCAGUACUGGAGAUACAAUAUAUGAGGUCGUGAGUCUACAGCGAGAAUCCGACAAGGAGGAACCAGUCACUCCUACUAGUGGAGGGGGUCCAGUGUCACCCCUGGAGGAUGAAGCAGAAGAGGAGAGUGAUAAUGAACUCUCAAGUGGUACUGGUGAUGUUUCUAAGGAUUGUCCUGAGAAGAUCCUAUAUUCUUGGGGAGAAUUGCUAGGAAGAUGGCACAGUAAUCUUGGUGGACGACCAAAAGGGCUAUCUACUCUGGUGAAGAGUGGUGUUCCUGAAGCUUUGAGGGCAGAGGUGUGGCAGUUAUUAGCAGGCUGCCAUGACAACCAGGCAAUGCUGGACAGAUACCGAAUUCUUAUCACAAAGGACUCAGCCCAGGAGAGUGUUAUUACUCGAGAUAUUCAUCGUACGUUUCCUGCACAUGAUUACUUUAAAGAUACAGGAGGAGAUGGUCAGGAAUCGCUCUAUAAGAUCUGCAAGGCCUACUCUGUAUAUGAUGAAGACAUUGGGUACUGUCAAGGACAGUCUUUUCUUGCUGCUGUAUUGCUGCUGCAUAUGCCAGAGGAGCAAGCAUUCUGUGUUUUGGUGAAAAUCAUGUACAACUAUGGUUUGCGAGACCUCUACAAAAACAACUUUGAAGAUCUUCAUUGCAAAUUCUACCAGUUGGAGAGACUAAUGCAGGAACAGCUACCGGACCUGCACAGCCAUUUUUGUGAUCUGAACCUGGAAGCUCAUAUGUAUGCAUCCCAGUGGUUUCUUACUCUGUUUACUGCCAAGUUCCCGCUCUGCAUGGUGUUCCACAUCAUUGACUUACUGCUUUGUGAGGGUUUGAACAUCAUCUUUCAUGUAGCCUUGGCUCUCCUAAAGACCUCAAAGGAAGACCUUCUGCAGGCUGAUUUUGAAGGUGCUUUAAAGUUCUUCAGAGUUCAGCUACCAAAGCGAUACAGGGCAGAGGAAAAUGCUAGAAGAUUGAUGGAGCAGGCUUGCAAUAUUAAAGUACCAACAAAGAAGCUGAAGAAAUAUGAGAAAGAAUAUCAGACAAUGCGAGAGAGCCAACUGCAGCAGGAAGACCCAAUGGAUAGAUACAAGAGGGAGAACCGAAGAUUACAGGAGGCCAGCAUGAGGUUGGAACAAGAGAAUGAUGACCUCGCCCAUGAACUAGUAACCAGCAAAAUUGCUCUGCGGAAUGACCUGGAUCAGGCAGAAGACAAGGCAGACGUGUUGAAUAAGGAGCUCCUCUUGACCAAACAGAGGCUGGUGGAGACUGAAGAGGAGAAGAGGAAGCAAGAGGAAGAGACUGCCCAGCUAAAGGAAGUCUUCAGGAAACAGCUAGAGAAGGCAGAAUAUGAAAUAAAGAAGACUACAGCUAUCAUUGCUGAGUAUAAGCAGAUCUGUUCCCAGUUAAGUACCAGGCUGGAGAAACAGCAAGCAGCCAGCAAGGAAGAGCUGGAAGUGGUAAAGGGUAAAAUGAUGGCAUGCAAACAUUGCAGCGACAUUUUCAGCAAGGAGGGCACUUUGAAACCAGCAGCCAUAAGCCGAGAGGACCAGGGAAUUGAAACGGAUGAUGAGAAGGACUCGCUUAAGAAGCAGCUGAGGGAGAUGGAGCUGGAGCUGGCACAAACCAAGCUGCAGUUGGUGGAGGCCAAGUGUAAAAUCCAGGAACUUGAACAUCAGAGAGGAGCCCUUAUGAAUGAAAUCCAAGCUGCAAAAAACUCUUGGUUUAGCAAAACCCUGAACUCUAUCAAAACAGCCACAGGUACCCAGCCACUGCAGCCACCACAGGCCACCCAGCCACCCAAAGAGAGCACAUAGUUCUGGCCUCACCCAAGCACAAGAGCACAAGGAUCAAGGCAAUGGAAACCCAGGAGGAUUAUUCCUGGUGUCCCUUUGAAGGAAAGUAAAGGAGACCAGAAAGCAAGCCAGAAUCUUUCAGUAGCUGUCACUCUUUCUUGUAUGACACUUUUCAAAGGGAUGUUGUUUAAACUGACCUGAUUUGUGUUGAAUACCUAUUUUCCAGCUUCUUCAUGGAAGGCCAUGUUCAGACCCAUCAUAGUAUUACACAUUAUUUUAUAUGCCUGAUGUUUAGUUGGAAAUAAGUAAUUCAAAACUAAACGCUUUUUAU